GGGUGACAGGUCAGGGAAGGCUGCCCCUCAGCCCUGUCCUUUCAUCUCAAGCCACAAGCCCUCCUCCCCACUCGGAUCCCAGCCGGGCUCCGAGUGCUGAGGGGUCUGCUAUCACGUGUGGCGGGGCAGCCAGGGCGGCCAGAGCGGCCACGGCCACGGGUCUGCAGGGACAGGUGCAGGGGUGCAUGGGAGGACUCCAGUGGUCCCAACGCGGGAAGAGGGGCUUGGUGCCUGGGUGACCGCAGCGAGGGUGAGGCUCCGUGACAGACACUAGGAUUCUGGGGCUCCUUAGCAGUGCCCUCUUGGAUACCCAGACACCCUGGGUCCGCCCACCAGGACCAGGCCACCGCCCUCCCCCACAGCUCAGCCAGCACAUAGUGUCCAGAGGAGUCUGGCCGGCUGAGUCACCGUCAGGAUGACAGGGCUGGCACGUGCUGCCCCUGGCCCUGGUCCUCAGCUCCGGUGGCCGGGGUUCUCGGGACCAGCUCCCUGUGUACAAGGGAGGAGGCCGCUGGGGACGGUGAAUCCUGUGCAGAUCCCUGACAGGCAACUGGCCCCCGUGGCCUGGGGCUGCUUCCUUGCAGGCUCGGCCCCGCCCCUCUCUGGGGUGAAGGCCCCAGUGUCUCCUGGGAGCUCAGACUCAGGGACCCUAGUGACCCAGUGACCCUGAGCCUGUGGGUGGAGGAAUGUGUGGUCUGGAGUGUGUGGCCUCUGCCCGGUCUCGGGCCCAGCUGGUGGCCCCAAGGGCCCCAUGGAGGAGCUGGUAGGGCUGCGUGAGGGCUCCUCGGGGAGCCCCGUGACUCUGCAGGAGCUGUGGGGCCCGUGUCCCCGCAUUCGCCGCGGCAUCCGAGGAGGCCUGGAGUGGCUGAAGCAGAAGCUGUUCCGCGUGGGCGAGGACUGGUACUUCCUGAUGACCCUCGGGGUGCUCAUGGCCCUGAUCAGCUACGCCAUGAACUUCGCCAUCGCGCGAGUGGUCCGAGCGCACAAGUGGCUGUACCGGGAGAUCGGGGACAGCCACCUGCUCCGGUACCUCUCCUGGACCGUGUACCCAGUGGCCCUCCUCUCCUUCUCCUCCGGCUUCUCCCAGAGCAUCACGCCCUUCUCUGGCGGUUCUGGAAUCCCAGAGCUGAAGACCAUCUUGUCGGGGGUGGUCCUGGAGGACUACCUGGACAUCAAGAACUUCGGGGCCAAGGUGGUGGGCCUCUCCUGCACCCUGGCCACCGGCAGCACCAUCUUCCUGGGCAAAGUGGGUCCCUUCGUGCACCUGAGUGUGAUGAUUGCCGCCUACCUGGGACGCGUGCGCACCAGGACCAUCGGGGAGCCCCAGAACAAGAGCAAGCAAAACGAAAUGCUGGUGGCGGCAGCGGCAGUGGGCGUGGCCACCGUCUUCGCAGCCCCCUUCAGCGGCGUCCUGUUCAGCAUCGAGGUCAUGUCCUCCCACUUCUCCGUCUGGGAUUACUGGAGGGGCUUCUUCGCCGCCACCUGCGGGGCCUUCAUGUUCCGGCUGCUGGCCGUCUUCAACAGCGAGCAGGAGACCAUCACCUCCCUCUACAAGACCAGCUUCCGCGUGGACGUGCCCUUUGACCUGCCAGAGAUCUUCUUUUUUGUGGCACUGGGGGCCAUCUGCGGCAUCCUGAGCUGCGCCUACCUCUUCUGCCAGCGGACUUUCCUAGGCUUCGUCAAGACCAACCGGUUCACCUCCAAACUGCUGGCCACCAGCAAGCCUCUGUACUCGGCCCUGGCCGCCCUGGUCCUGGCCUCCACCACCUACCCGCCUGGCGUGGGCCGCUUCCUGGCUUCCAGGCUGUCCAUGAGCGAGCUAUUGGACUCCCUGUUCGACAACAGCUCCUGGGCACUGAUGGGCCGGAACUCGUCCCCUCCCUGGCCCACGGAGCUCGACCCCCAGAACCUGUGGUUCGAAUGGUACCACCCGCGCUUCACCAUCUUCGGGACCCUCGCCUUCUUCCUCGUCAUGAAGUUCUGGAUGCUGAUCCUGGCCACCACCAUCCCCAUCCCCGCUGGCUACUUCUUGCCCAUAUUUGUUUAUGGAGCUGCCAUCGGCCGCCUCUUGGGGGAGGCGCUCUCCGUGGCCUUCCCCGAGGGCAUCGUGUCUGGAGGAGUGGUCAACCCCAUCAUGCCCGGGGGCUAUGCUCUGGCAGGGGCCGCGGCCUUCUCGGGGGCGGUGACUCACACCAUCUCCACGGCACUGCUGGCCUUCGAGCUGACGGGUCAGAUCGUGCACGCGCUGCCCGUGCUGAUGGCGGUGCUGGCGGCCAACGCCAUCGCCCAGAGCUGCCAGCCGUCCUUCUACGACGGCACCAUCAUUGUCAAGAAGCUGCCCUUCCUGCCGUGGAUUCGGGGCCGCAAAAUCGGCUCCCACCCCGUGAUCGUGGAGCACUUCAUGACCUGCUCUCUCACCACGCUGGCCAAGGACACGCCGCUCGAGGAGGUGGUCAAGGUCGUGACCUCCACAGACGUGGCCGAGUACCCCCUGGUAGAGAGCACAGAGUCUCAGAUCCUGGUGGGCAUCGUGCCGAGGGCCCCGCUGGUGCAGGCCCUCCAGACCGACCCCCCAUCCUGGGCUCCAGGACAACAGCGGUGUCUCCAGGACAUCUUGGCUGGGGGCUGCCCCAUGGAACCAGUGACCCUGCAGCUGUCCCCAGAGACCUCCCUGCACCAGACGCACAACCUCUUUGAGCUGUUGAACCUUCAGUCCCUCUUCGUGACGUCACGGGGCAGAGCUGUGGGCUUCGUGUCCUGGGUGGAGUUGAAGAAAGCGAUUUCCAACCUGACAAAUCCACCUGCCCCGAAGUGA
This is a messenger RNA of Urocitellus parryii (Arctic ground squirrel), 2815 nucleotides long. RefSeq names its product chloride channel protein ClC-Ka. Gene Ontology annotation, molecular function: voltage-gated chloride channel activity. Gene Ontology annotation, cellular component: plasma membrane. The record is from RefSeq and is a predicted model, not a curated record. Lineage: Eukaryota; Metazoa; Chordata; Mammalia; Rodentia; Sciuridae. Gene Ontology annotation, biological process: chloride transport; transmembrane transport.